Molecule: messenger RNA, 1206 nt
Organism: Lithohypha guttulata
Lineage: Eukaryota; Fungi; Ascomycota; Eurotiomycetes; Chaetothyriales; Trichomeriaceae
Exons: 2
Coding region: 1-1206 (401 amino acids)
Biological process (GO): beta-D-galactose catabolic process via UDP-galactose, Leloir pathway; glucose metabolic process
Molecular function (GO): aldose 1-epimerase activity; carbohydrate binding
Source: RefSeq, a predicted model, not a curated record
AUGAAGACAUUCUCGUUGGCUUCAGUGGCCGUCCUGGCGACGUCAGUAUUGGCGCAGAAUGCCACAAGCACAUCGUCGGCGCAACUGACCGAGUAUACACUUCAAGCAGAGAACAUCACCGCUGUCAUCCUACCUUAUGGUGCGCGACUUGUCUCGCUGCUCGUCCCCGACCGCAAUGGAGUGGCGCAAGAUGUAGCUGUUGGCUACGAUAAUGGCUCGCAGUACCCUGUCGAUACUGCUACUAACCAUACCUAUUUUGGAGCUGUUGUGGGACGCUAUGCGAACCGAAUCAAGAACGGCACUUUCACAAUAGGCGGCAAUACCUUUCGUGUACCAGCCAACGAACACAAUGGGACAAAUACUCUUCAUGGAGGCACCAUUGGAUACGAUCAGAGAAACUGGACUGUCGCAGCUGUGAACGGUAGUGCUAUAACCUUGACUCUGCUGGAUACUGGCUUUGAGAACUUUCCAGGUACAGUCUUGACAACGGCGACAUUCGCAGUAUCUGCAUACCCAAGCGGACCCCAAGGACAGAUGCGACCACGGUUUACGACACGAUUGGUUUCAGUGGCACUGGACCAGCCUACCCCGAUCAUGCUUUCGAACCAUAUCUACUGGAAUCUGAACGCCUUUCAGGCAGAAAACAUCUUGAAUGACACCUACUAUUGGAUGCCAUACUCAGACCGAUACAUCCAGACAGACGGCAAUCUUAUUCCAAACGGCACAUUCGGCAUGACUGCAGACAAUCCAGGUCUCAACUUUCAGUCUCCGAAACUCGUUGGCACUGCAGUCGAUCAGACCGCUGGACACGACUACUGCGGUACAAACUGCACAGGUAUUGACAAUGCGUUCUGUGUUGAUCGACCAGUCGAAGUGGGCCAAACCUCGCUCGUUCCUGUCUUUCACGCCUGGUCUGAGACAACAGGUAUCCAGAUGGAUGUGUCUACCAACCAGAUCGGGCUGCAGAUCUUCACUUGCAUGUCUCAAGACGGCAGUAUUCCCAUCAAGCAGGCUCAACGACAGAGAAACCAAGGUGUUCAGGGUGCUACGCAGCACAUCAACAAAUUCGGCUGCUUUGCUCUGGAACCACAGGUGUACAUUGAUGGAAUCAACAACCCUCAAUGGGGAGUCAACGGAUAUGAGAUAUUCUCGCCGACCACAGGUCCAUCUGUCAAUCAUGCUACUUAUGAUUUCUCGUCCUUUUAG